Parascedosporium putredinis is the source of this 1383-nucleotide messenger RNA. The record is from the annotation of a GenBank genome assembly. Lineage: Eukaryota; Fungi; Ascomycota; Sordariomycetes; Microascales; Microascaceae.
AUGACGACCGUAGAUGCGACCCAGGCAGCCGACGAACAGUUGCAUCCCACCACGGCCGCAGGACCCGUGGAUGUGGAUGGGAAUGUGGAGGUUGAAAUCGAGAUCGAGGCCGAGGAUGACAGUGCUUCCGAAUUCAACGCGCAGUCGAGAGACGUAUCUCGGUCCCCUGAUUAUGGGCGGGAUGGAGGCUCGCUCUACGCGCCGUCUAGAUUCACCAAACGCCUCGACCUGGGCGUGAAGCCGAAAUUUACCGUGAUUGGGGACAGCAUCAUGGAGGAAGAGAGUAUAGACUUAGCUGCAUCCACAAGAUCCCUAGUCGAGCGCUAUCUAGAUUACAAUGAAGAGAACGGCCGGCGAUACUGCGGCACCUACUACAUGCCCAAUGAUGAGAUUGAGCAAACCCGGUUAUACCUCUCGCACCAAGUCCUGCUCCACAUGUUGGACGGCGAGCCGAGCACGGUCCCCCUCGUGAACCCCAAGCUCAUCCUCGACAUUGGCACGGGCACGGGCGACUGGGCCACACAUAUGGGCGAAAAGUUCCUCCUGCGAAGUCAUCGGCACCGAUAUCUCCGCUAUACAAUCCGCAUGCCCUCCCUACAACGUCCCGACUCCAUCGACCUUGUCCACAUGAGACACCUCGGGGGCGCGUUUCGAGACUGGCGCUUCAUCUACGAACAGGCCUUUGACCUCGUACGGGACUUUUACCUCGCGGGUAUCAAGUGCGGACGACCGCGAGGGAUAGCCCAUAUCGACACCAAGUAUUUGUUGGAGGCGGGCUUUGUUGACGUGCGGAUCACAGACCACUCCAUCCCCAUCUCCGCCUCAACCGGCUCAGCGGGUCGUAUCUGGCUCAUGACCAUCGUCGACGGUCUCGAAGCCUCCUGCCUGCGCCCCUUGACCACGCACAUGGGCUGGGACCCGGAAUACGCCAAGAAAUGCUGCGAAGAGACGGCACACCUCAUUGCCAAGUACGCCAAAGACCCCGAACGAGCCGAGAGCCUAGCCAUCAAGGUACGCACCGUCACGGCAAGGAAGCCCGAUGUCGGUCCCGGCUGGGAUCUAGAGGUGGACGCGGGCGACAUGUACCUGCAGAAUGACAUCUACAUGCAGGCAGGUGGUGAUGCCUCGGCGGAGCAAUUUAGCAUCCUCACCGGGGACACGACGAAAACAUCGGUACCCGAGGAAAAGACGCCUGUCGAAUCCAUCAUUGAUCAUAACGAGACGGCGAAUCCUGCGCAGCACUCAGAGAACGGAAUCGGGGAAAAUGGCGUCGAUACGCACCCGCUUGGUAACGGACAUGAGUCGAUGGCAAGGCGGACAACGAUUACGGCAUCGGACGUCAUGGAUAUUGAUGGGCCUGAGCCUACAAGACUAGCACAAUAG